ACACAUAUAGGAUAUUAAUGUCGAUACUGCUUCUCCUAUACAUUUGUAAUAUUGCGUGAGCAAUAUUUAAGUCAGUUGAAAGAAAACGAUAGUACAAUACAAUUGUUCUCGUCAGUUUGCUUGUUAGCUUUGAGCGAUUAUAGGCAUGACUUGAGAAGCAGAAAAUAGUUCAAUAUUUGUAACAUUUUAUUAUGCUGGAUUUUUACAUGGUUAAUUCCUAAAUGAAUGAGAUAUAUACAUAAUAUUACACCACUUGCGUUUAUAUCAUUACCAGCGGAAUAGUUUUCGGGAAUGCCUUGAUUAAUGUGUUGUGAGAAUAUCACAGUUUGAAUGUAAAUAUCGUAUCAGUCAACCCGUUAUCGCAAGAGGAAAAGCGGACGUCCUUUGUUUGCAUGUGUAUAGAUACUCAGUUUUACGGCGGUGUGAAAUCGAAGCCGCGUGACAUUCAAUAAUCGGAUUUUAUCAAGUAUAGACGCAGUUACGGAAAUGGCGAAAAGGCGAAAUAAGAACAAAGUUAAACUGCGUUUUGCAGGAUUAAAUAGAAACGUCCAUGGUGAAGUUACAGAGAAAAUGUUCAGAAAGGAUGUAAAUACUAAGCUGAAGAUGAAAAGCGUACGUAGUAAAGUUAAUGACCCCAGAGAAAAGGUGCAAGUUACGGAAAAAAGUAUAUUAACUGAUAGUGUCCCGGAAAAUAAAAAUAACAAACAAGAGACAGCGGAAACUGAACAGGAAGAAAAACUUAACACAGGAGGAAGAAAAACAAGCAAAAAUACAUCAAAAAGGCAGCAAAAAUCCUCCGGGUGUUUCGGGAAGCAUCUGGACGGAACAGCGACUUCUGACGAGAUGCUUAUAUGUCCUACAGAAAUUGACGGUGAAACAUGUAUAGAAAUUCAGUGUGGUAAUAAUGAAGCUCAUUUGUACCUUUCUAAACUUUGUUUAGGUAGCAAAGGGGCUUGCAUACAUUACGCCGACUCUUGGUUGACACCGAAUGAAUUUCAAACUGUAAGUGGGCGCGAGACGGCGAAAGAUUGGAAAAGGUCUAUACGGCAUAAAGGAAGAAGCUUAAAGAUGCUCAUAUCAAAGGGACUAAUUACUGCUCACAACGUUUCUUUAAAAAAGACAAAAGACGAUCUUGUGGAAAAUCUCCGUGAGGAAAUAGACUCAAAGGCAAAAUCUCCCAAGAACGAAAUCCAAAUUGAAGCAGCGAAAGAUGAAAAAGUCGAAGUCGUCGUCGGCGGAAUUAAUGUCACCCUUGAAAAAAAGAAAAUGCUGGAUACUAAAGCAAUCUCCAAGAAGAGAGGUCGGAAGUAUAAAAAGCUGAAACAAAAAAAUGCACCUGCGAAAAUAAAGACGCCGCAUGAAAAGAUGGAGAUAACAGACAACAGUGAAACCUCAUCUUCGGAAAUUCUGAGCAGUCUAGACCAAACACGUGUAGACGAAACGAAAUUAAGUUCAGAGAUCUGCGACAAAAACAGAGAUGAUAAACCAGAGACGACAUCGACGCCGUUGGAAGACACACAGACAAAAGAAGACCAACGUUUAGAUGAAUUUGUAAAAUCCUUGAGAUUGACAAAGGCUGUCGCACCCAAGUUAGCAUCGGGUCUGUCUUCCUCCGCAAAGGUCAAAGACAUACCGGAAAGUAUCGAAGAUGAAGAACCAGAAAUGCCGGUGCUGCAGAAGGAAGCAGCCAUCCUCCCGACUAUUCAAGGUACACGCGGAAAUGAGCAGCUAGUUGUCAAUGUCAACGUAGACACUUUCCAUGCGAGUGUAACACCGCCGCCAACUCCUCCUGCAGGUGGGAUUAUAAUUGACAGGAAAACAGAUGAUGAAAAACUAAUAGAAACGUUCAAGUCUCGCCUGGCGUCGCCUAGUAAUGGACUGAAGUUGACAAUCAACAGAGAAAAAGUAAAAGUCAUGGACGCCGAAAAUAAAGAUUGUGAAAAUAUAUCUUCAUCAGAUGUUGAUACAGGACAAAACUAUACAAAGACUAAUAUACAGUCAGUGUUACUUCAGGAUGCUCUCCUGUCUGCAAAAAAGUACAAGGAAAAAUUGAAGCAAAAUACUCCGCCUUCUAAUCUUAGCAUUCAGGUACUACAAAUGAAUGUGAAACCUGGAGACAGCAAUACCAUCGACAGUCCGUUACCGCCAAGUAUUCCGUCGACUCAAAGAGGAGCAUCUAAUAAUAAACGGCAACUCCAAGUGCAGAAGCAAGUCAAUUACAACAUACACAGAGAUCAGGAUAGCACGCGACGUAUUUCUCAGCCAAAAACAAACCAUCCUUACAGUGUACCAAACAAUGUGCCAUCAGUGCCAUCAAUGGAAGACAUGGAUAAUUUAGCAGGAAUGUCCUUUCAAGAAUUCCUAGACGUCAUGUCUUCAAUAUAUGGACCACUUCCGUUUCCGGUCGAUACAAAAGACGCUGCCUUUGCAGCCCUACAAGAAAUGAACCGAAGGCAUGAUAUGCUUCGUCUUAUAACACAAGGUUACGCUGAUGGUUCUUCGUCUUCGUUUUUCUACCCAGUCAUGACACAGCAGAUCUUACUAGCAAUGACUCAGCAGUUGUAUAACUUGUGCAAUAUACCAGGUUGGUUGUCGUCGACGAAACCAUCUAAGGUAUAUCCUAAACUACAAACAUCAGAAAUCAAGCAUAAACAAACUCCACCAGCAUUUGAUAUCCCGAAUCAUAGAAUACUAGUACCACAGGCGCAAGGUAUCCAAUAUCAAAAUGAUAUGCUACUGCAAGAAAUUCAACAUCGGCGCACCAUUCAUUCGCAAGAAGUUCAGAAAAGGCGUAUAUCGCCAUUCAGCACAGUCAUGUCGCUGAAAAAACGAAAACAAUCGGAAGCGGCGACUGAUUGUGCAUUAGAUUUGUCGGUUAAGAGACAAAGAGUUGACUCUGCUUCUUCUUCAAAGCUAAAAAAUGUGAGCGACGUCAAUGGCUAUGAUGCGCCUUUAGAUUUUUCUAUGAAAAAGACAAAAUGUCGCGAUCAGUGCCAUAACAAGGAACUCGGUAACACGACUUCUGUAAUAAAUGGUUCGGUCAAAACGGACGUGAAUUUUGACCGACAAGUGUCAGUCUGCACAAAUGCUGUUCAGAAGUCGAGUUUUAUAAUGUGCACGUGUGACAGUCCGAGGGAUGAGGACAUCACCAGCUGGAGUGUGGAACGUGUGUGCUACUUUCUAAGGGAUCUUGAUGGAUGCGCACCAUAUGCAAAGACAUUCCAUGAACAAGGAAUCAGUGGACGACUCCUUCCUUAUCUUACUACGCAACAUUUAACAAGAACUCUCGGAAUGAAAGUCGGACCGGCGAUUACACUCAUGCAAGCAGUUGAACGGAAGUUCAAAGAACGAACUAUAAUGCCAUCUUCAUCACCUUGUCAGCUCUGCAGGAAACAUUAGCACUCUAAUAUUGUUUGCUGGAAACAUUAGCACUCUAAUAUUGUUUGCUGGAAACAUUAGCACUCUUAUAUUGUUUGCUGGAAACAUUAGCACUCUUAUAUUGUUUGCUGGAUACAUUAGCACUCUAAUACUGUUUGCUGGAAACAUUAGCACUCUUAUAUUGUUUGCUGGAUACAUUAGCAUUCUAAUAUGUUUUGCUGGAAACAUUAGCACUUUUAUAUUGUUUGCUGGAUACAUUAUAGCACUCUAUUAUGUUUUGCUGGAUAAAUUAGCACUCUAAUCUUGUCUGUUCAGUACAUUAGAACUCUAAUGUUCUCUGUUGCAUCUAGUAUUUCUUGUUAAAAUCAAUUAUACAUCAAAUCAUUUAUAUGUCAUACCGUAUUGUAUGUGUCUACAUACAGGUUAUAUAAUUUAAUUACAAAUGAAAUCCAGCGAUACCAAAAUUGUGAUACUAUUACGUAAAUUGUUAUGUUUCAUAUUUAAGAGAAUGAUGUGCUUUCUUGAUGCUUUCAAAGUAAUUGUAUUUUUAAAGAUAUUGACCACUGGGGGUCACAACCACACCUUCUUAUAUGACACCAGUACUGGUUCUUCCAGGAAAUGAACUCGAGAGUCGUUCAAAUAAGUUUGAAGCUUUCAUAACAAUCGAGCUGAAAUAAAUUAGCAUAAACUAAAAAUACAAAUCACAUUCUGCAAAUGUUACAUUUUGUGAGGUAUUUCAACAAAAGGCAUAUAUACUAGUCCUAAUUUAUUUUCGUGGAAGUGCUCUCUCUCUGACUGUAUGAUAUUGAGUGUCGUGCAGAAACUUGGCAUUAUGUUUAUAUCGGCUAUAUCGAAGUUCACAUUUUGACACAUAUGCUACUUUACACCUAUUUUUGGUCGGUAAAAUAAAAAAAAAUGUUUUAUUAUGUAUUUCAAACAUCUAAAAAUAUGUUGUCACAACCAUUUAGAUGUGCAAUCUAUUAUGUAAAAUUGACGCCAAUUUUAAAACGGCGUCUGUUACAAGUACAUUUUUUAUGAAGAUUAUCUUUGAUCCCAAAGAAUAAUCAUUAUUGUAACAAAUUAGUUUUACCUUUUCCAUGAAAAAUGGAAUAUGAAAGUUCCCUAGACAGAACGUUCAGCUUCCAUAUAUAAAGGAAGAAAUGAAGAUAGGUGGCAUAAUUCUGCUUGUUUUAUUAGCCCACCAUCAUCAGAUGGUGGGCUAUUCAAAUCACUCUGCGUCCGUGGUCCGUCGUCCUUCCGUCCGUUAACAAUUUCUCGUUAUCGCAUCUCCUCAGAAACUACCAGGGGGAUUUUGACCAAACUUUGUGAGAAUGGUGUAUUGGUACCCUAGUUAUGUCCCUCUGAAAAUCAGACUGGUUCAACAAUUUUUAGUGAGUUAUGGCCCUUUGUUUAUUUCUAUAAUUUACAUAGAUUUAUAUAGGGGAAAACUUUGAAAAUCUUCUUGGCCAAAACCACAGAGCCUAUGGCUUUGAUAUUUGGUAUGAAGCAUCAUCUAGUGGUCCUCUACCAAGAAGAUUCAAUUUAUUUCCAUGGGGUCUAAUAUGGCCCCGCCCCGGGGGUCACAUGGUUUAUAUAGACUUAUAUAGGGAAAAACUUCGAAAAACCUCUUGUCCAAAACCACUGGGCCUAGGGCUUUGAUAUUUUGUAUGUGACGUCAUUUAGUGGUCUUCGACUAAGAUUGUUCAAAUUAUCCCCCUAGGGUAAAAUAUGGCCCAGCCCCGGGGGUCACAUGGUUUACAUAGACUUAUAUAGGGGAAAACUUUGAAAAUAUUCUUGUCCAAACCACAAAGCCUAGGGCUUUGAUAUUUGUAAUGAAGCAUCAUCUAGUGGUUCUCUACCAAGUUUGUUCAAAUUAUCCCCCUAGGGUCAAAUAUGGCCCCGCCCUGGGGGCCACAUGGUUCAUAUAGACUUGUAUAGGGAAAAGCUUUUAAAAUCUUCUUGUCAAUAAUCUACAAUAUUCAAAUUUGGACCACAUGUAUGGUUUUGAGUGGCAAGAUGAACAUUGACAUGAGUUGACCUUUAUUUUGACCUAGUGACCUACUUUCACGUUUCUGUAGCUACAGCCUUCAAAUUUGGACCACAUGCAUAGUUUUGUGCACCGAAAAAAUCUUUGACCUUGAUAUUGACCUAGUGACCUACUUUCACAUUUUUGAAGGUACAGGCUUCAAAUUUGGACCACAUGCCUAGUUCUGUGUUCCAAAACAAAAGUUGACCUUGAUUUUGACCUAGUGACCUACUUUCACAUUUCUCAAGCUAAAGCCUUCAAAUUUGGACCACAUGCAUAGUUUUGUGUACCAAAACAAACUUUGACCUUGACAUUGACCUAGUGACCUACUUCACAUUUCUGAAGGUACAGGCUUCAAAUUUGGACCACAUGCAUAGUUUUGUGUACCGAAACAAACUUUGACCUUGACAUUGACCUAGUGACCUACUUCACAUUUCUGAAGGUACAGGCUACAAAUUUGGACCACAUGCAUAGUUCUGUGUUCCGAAAUAAAAUUUGACCUUGAUUUUGACCUAGUGACCUACUUUUACAUUUCUCAAGCUACAGCCUUCAAAUUUGGACCACUUGCAUAGUUUUGUGUACAGAAAUGAACUUUGAUCUUGAGAUUGACCUAGUGACCUACUUUCACAUUUCUGUAGCUACAGGCUUCAAAUUUAGACCACAUGCAUAGGAUUGUGUACCGAAAAAAACUUUGACCUUGACAUUGACCUAGUACCUACUUUCACAUUUUUGAAGGUACAGGCUUCAAAUUUGGACCACAUGCAAUAAUUUGUGUUCUGAAGUGAAAUUUGACCUUGGUUUUGACCUGGUGACCUACUUUCUCAUUUCUCAAGCUACAGCCUUCAAAUUUAGACCACUUGCAUAGUUUUGUGUACCGAAAUAAACUUUGACCUUAAGAUUGACCUAGUGACCUACUUUCAAAUUUCUCAAACUACAGCCUUCAAACUUGAUGUACAUGCAUAGUUUUGUGUACAAAGAACUUUGUCAUUGAAAUUGAUCUAGUGACCUGCUUUCACAUUUCUCAAGAUACAGCUUUCAAAUUUGGACCACGUGCAUGGACCACAUGCACAGUGAUGUGUAUGGAAAUGAAAAUUGACCUUGAGCUAGUCAAUAAGUCCUGAAAUUUGGAACACUCAAAAAUGGCACAUUGGUGGGUGCCAAGAUCACUCUGUGAUCUCUUGUGUUUCUAGUUUAGCAUUACAUUUUGGUAAAAUAUAAAUUGCUUGGAAAUUUGUUCUUCAUUCAUUUUUAAUGAUAAAUCUAGUUUUCCGUAGGUAUAAUUUUACAACCGAACGGAAAGCUGUUCCUCCGAAGGUAAGAGAGUAGAACAUAGGUGUAACAGAAUGAAUGAUUUAUCUAUAUAUUUUUGUACCCCCCGACAACAAAGUUGUAAGGGGGGUAUACUGGUUUCAGGUUGUCUGUCUGUCCGUCCGUCCGUCCGUCUGUCUGUGCCCGCGAAAUGAUGGUUAAGUGACUGCAUAACGGUACUUUCUCUUUGAUGUCAUUCAUUCCGUUCUGUUUAUGUGACUAUUUUUCUUUUUAUGUGACUGUUAGAACAAUAGAGAGAACAAUGGGGGAGUCACAUAAAGACCGUUUCGUUAGAACGUCCGUCUGUCUGUCCGUAGACACAAUCUUGUGCGCACCAACUCUCCUCAUCCCAUUGACACAAUUUAAUGAAACUUCACACAAGUGUUCAGUAACAACUGUAGUUGUGCAUGGUGCAUGUUAGGUUCUUUCAGAAAAAAAAUUGCAGAGUAACGGGACUUUGAUUUUUGUUACUAUACUAUAUACAUACAGUCUGCAUAUGCAAUCUUGUGCGCACCAACUCUCCUCAUCCCCUUGGCACAAUUUAAUAAAUCUUCACAAAAGUGAUCAGUAACAACAAUAGUUGUGCAUGAUGCAUGUUAGGUUCUUUCAGAAUUUGUUAUUUGCAGAGUUAUGGGACUUUGUUUUUUGUUACUAUACUAUAUACAUAGACACAAUCUUGUGCGCACCAACUCUCCUCAUCCCCUUGACACAAUUUAAUGAAACUUCACACAAGUGAUCAGUAACUACAGUAGUUGUGCAUGAUGCACGUUAGGUUCUUUCAGAAUUUUUUUUUGCAGAGUUACGGGACUUUUUGUUAAUGUACUAUAUACAUACAGUAUGCAGUAUUGUGCGCGCAUAAUCUCCUGAACCCAUGCACACAAUUUAAUGAAACUUAACACAAGUGAUCAGUAGUAACCCUAGUUGUGCAUGGUGCAUGUUAGGUUCUUUCAGAAAAAAAUUCUGCACAGUUAUGGGACUUUGUUUUUUGUUAAUGUACUAUAUACAUACAGUCUGCAUAUGCAAUCUUGUGCGAGCCUAAUCUCCCGAACCCUUGCACAAAAUUUUAUGAAACUUUAUACAAGUGAUCAGUACUAACCCUACUUGUGCAUGGUCAUGUUAUGUUCUUUUAGAUAAAUAUUCUGCAGAGUUAUGGGACUUUGUUUUUUGUUACUAUACUAUAUACGUAGGGUCUUUAUACUUACAGUCCACAUAAUUAUGCAGUCUUGUGUGCGUCAAAUUGCAAUGUACUGUGUCAGUGCGUGGGGGUACAUUCAUCACCUUCAGUGAUAGCCUGAUAGAUCUAGUUUGUUUUAAUUGUUCCUGAUGAAGGUCAUUUUCUUACUACAGAAAAUAUAUUGAUUGUCAUAAAAAGUGGUCACUUAUGAAUCACAGGAAAUGUGCAGUUGUAACCAGUCGCGUUUAUAAAUGUGAAAGACCAUGAAAAUAAAUCGAGAGUAUGACGAGCAAGGUUAUUAAAGAUGUAAAAAUGAAUCUGCAGCAAAUUCCUAGUUGCAGGUGUGUCUUAUUGUCAAAAAAGAAUGUUUUUAUGUACAAUUGUUAUUUUUUGUGGAAUAUCUAUCAUUUUUCUAUGAUAGCUCAUUAUCAUUAUCAAAUAUUGAUGCAUUUUUAAUGCUGGUCAACUAAAUACUAUAUAAGGUCUGUGACAUAGUUUUAAAAGGGAUUUGUUUUCGUUCGAAUGUUGAGUCGGUGCCGUUGCUGUUCGGAGCAGUCACGAGAGUGAUCACGAGAAAUGCAUGUGUAGAAAUAAUUAAGUUAAAAUCAGAAAAAAAUAUUACAAAGUUGAAGGACUACUUAGAAAACGAAAUAAAUAUAUUUACAGUGUAUACAGUGUAUACAUUACAUUACUGCAAAUUUCUAUUUUGAGGAGUCUAUGAGAAUAGCUAUAUAUAGCGGAACAUUUGUGAUUUCUGAGCGAUUCGAAGACUGUUGGCUAGUAUCGCAUGGUCCGCACAGAAACAACAAUAUAUUAUUUUAGGAGAAACAAUCAGUGUAUACACAUCAUGGAGGAUUAAAGUUUCAGAAAUUUCAAUGAGAUGUUAAUGGAUCUAGUAGCAUUUUAAUUCGUGUGUACUUCAGAUUGUAUCUCUCAUGUAACAUUCAUUCAUGUAACUUAUAACAAAAUUGAGCAUAUAGUGAUAGCAAUUACAUUUGCAGUUGUGUUUAUGUUUGAAAAAUGCUUAAGAAAUAUGAGCGUGUUAUUAUUAAAUUAAUCAAUUUGUGCUACAAAACUAGUAUUUGUAACUGUGUCGAACAAAAAGCAUGCUAAGAUUCGUCAGAGAGCAAUCGCUCAUGUAAAUUGUAGUUAGAAUUACUCGAGUUGGUAGUAAAUUUCCUUAUAUAUAAUAAAAUAACCAUGUUUAUUACGCUGCCCGAAAAGUUUCGUUGGUGGUGGCGGGGCAUUUAGUUGCCGCCAUGUCCUGUCCGUGUGCCCGCUCGUUUGUCCGUUCUGUUCCGACAGGGAUCAAAGGAUCUGGUCCAAAGUAUCAGAAAUCAUUCCUUAUUGACUAGUUUAGGAGCUGUGGACAUAAUGUCAGAUUUCGGAACGCAUUCCGAUUUCGCAUCAUUGAGUUCCUAUAUAACACAAUGUUAAACAGUAUGCAAUAUUAUACAUAGAAAUAAAAAGAGAUGUUUAAUCUGUAUGAUA
This is a messenger RNA of Mercenaria mercenaria, 9377 nucleotides long. RefSeq lists its product as uncharacterized. Gene Ontology annotation, biological process: positive regulation of transcription by RNA polymerase II. Gene Ontology annotation, molecular function: RNA polymerase II cis-regulatory region sequence-specific DNA binding; protein binding; DNA-binding transcription activator activity, RNA polymerase II-specific. The record is from RefSeq and is a predicted model, not a curated record. The transcript has 6 exons. NCBI's taxonomy places the organism in Eukaryota, Metazoa, Mollusca, Bivalvia, Venerida, Veneridae. Bases 487 to 3399 code for a protein of 970 amino acids.